AUGGUUGAUUUAGAUAACUUGCUAUUGGAAGCUGCUGGUAGAACAAACGCACCUCCUACUAGGGGACGCCAUUCUCAUCCUUCAUCAUCAUCAUCAUCCAGGAGACGUGAACGUGAAGAAGGUUCUUCCUCUGACUCAAGGGAAGAAGACUCUGAUGACUACCCUGCAACUAGGAAACCUCAAGUUCCUUUAAAGAAGAGUCUGGAAGCAGAGAGACAAGAAGCUCGAGAGGAUGAUGACAGCAGCAGCAGCAGCGAGUAG
Eruca vesicaria subsp. sativa (arugula) is the source of this 261-nucleotide messenger RNA. Lineage: Eukaryota; Viridiplantae; Streptophyta; Magnoliopsida; Brassicales; Brassicaceae. The record is from the annotation of a GenBank genome assembly.